AUGGAUAUCACAAGAAACACCUUCUCCAACUUUGGGGUGUUCCAACAUUUUGCUCUUGUGACUUUGAGCUUCCUGGUCCACUGUGUUAAACCAAUGCCUGUUCCUACUGCUGCCCCCUUCUGCACGGCCUCUGAAACUGCCCACUACAGCCUAAAGUUUACCGGCAAGUGGACGCAGUCUGCUUUCCCCAAGCAAUACCCAGUCUACCGGCCCCCUGCACAGUGGUCUGAUCUGAUGGGGGUGACCCACAGCUCUGACUUCCACAUGUGGCAACGUAAUGAGUUUGCCAGCAAUGGAGUAAGGGAAUUCACAGAGAGAGGGGAGGCCUGGACGCUUAUGAAGGAAGUGGAGGCGGCCGGCGAACGCAUCCAGAGCGUCUAUGGAGUCUUCUCCGCUCCUGCUGUUGUGGGAGGCACGGGCCAGAUGCACACCGAAAUCGAUGUCUUCGCCAGGCACUCCUAUCUGUCGUUCAUGGUGCGUAUCGUUCCAAGCCCGGACUGGUUUGUGGGCGUAGACACUUUUAACUUGUGUGAAGGUGACCAAUGGAAAGAGAGCGUGACCCUGGAGCUGUACCCCUAUGAUGCGGGAACAGACAGUGGGUUCACCUUCUCAUCUCCUAACUUCGAGACCAUUCCUCAGGAGAAAGUCACACAGAUAACCUCCUCCUUACCAAACCAUCCUGCCAACUCCUUCUACUACCCCCGCUUGAAGCACCUCCCACCCAUGGCCAAGGUGACACUGACAAAGACAACCAAGAAGACCAAUCAAAUCAUCAGCCUUCCACUGGAGCCCACCCAGUCCAAUCAACUGCCAACAGGCAACGAGAUUGAAGAUAAGCUCACAGACACCCCUCUGGACUGUGAGGUGUCCGUGUGGUCUCCUUGGGGGCUUUGUAAGGCCAACUGUGGAGACUCAGGCAUGCAGCACCGCACACGCUACGUCCUCAUGCACCAUGCCAACCACGGAACACCCUGCCCCCCACUGGAGGAAGAACGAAAGUGUAUCCCCGACAACUGCUUAUGA
Lampris incognitus (smalleye Pacific opah) is the source of this 1023-nucleotide messenger RNA. It is a transcript of the gene spon2b, whose product is annotated as spondin 2b, extracellular matrix protein. Lineage: Eukaryota; Metazoa; Chordata; Actinopteri; Lampriformes; Lampridae. The transcript has 5 exons. The coding region runs from base 1 to 1023 and encodes 340 amino acids. The record is from RefSeq and is a predicted model, not a curated record. Gene Ontology annotation, biological process: cell adhesion. Gene Ontology annotation, cellular component: extracellular matrix.